Messenger RNA from Cynara cardunculus var. scolymus (artichoke), 1286 nucleotides. RefSeq lists its product as uncharacterized. The record is from RefSeq and is a predicted model, not a curated record. Gene Ontology annotation, cellular component: chloroplast. The transcript has 4 exons. NCBI's taxonomy places the organism in Eukaryota, Viridiplantae, Streptophyta, Magnoliopsida, Asterales, Asteraceae. Bases 185 to 1126 code for a protein of 313 amino acids.
CGAGCCUCAAUCCUGCAAUCUUUGAAUAGUUCAAUCGUCUGUAUCUCGGUGUAAUCGCUCAACAUUUUAGGAGUUCAAUCUCAAUCGUUCAAAAAACCAGGACUGUCUGAACAAAGAAAUUGCAACAAUUUCUGUUUAUUUUAACCUCGAUGUUUUGUCUACAAUAAAUAAGCAAGUUGAUGAGAUGAGUUUCCUUCAAGUCACUGCAUCCCGGCCUUCUUUGCAUAUCCCAGAUCAAUAUAACACACCCCAUGGAUUGGCCGUGCAACGUAUUGCUCCAGUGAACAUAUUUAAUCUUCACAAUUCCCUAAAACCAACCGUUGGUUCAUCAAAGAAAUUCACGGAAUUGAUAACACGUCACAUGAUACAAAGAACUGGUGCAUCCCGCUAUCAACUAUGCAAACCUGUGUGUUUAUUUGGUGGCAAAGGAGGACCGAGAAGUGGCAAUGAGGCUUCCCCAUGGAAAUCUAUCGAAAAAGCUAUGAGUGGUUUGAAAAAGGAACAAUCACUAGAGGAUGUUCUACGGAAACAAAUGGAGAAGCAAGAUUACUAUGAUGACGGAAGUGGUGAAGAUCCUCCUAUUGGCGGCGGCGAUGGCGGCGGCGGCGGUGGUGGCAGUGGCGGGUUCCGUGGAACAGGGGAUGAAGGCUUUGAUGGGAUGUGGGAUGAUAUACAACAAGUCACCUUUGCAAUCCUUGCACUAAUAGCUAUGUACGUGUACAUCGUUAUGGGUGACCGGGUUAUCACUUUCAUAGCAGAGGGCUUCGAGUUUCUUGCCGGAAAAAGAGGUCCUCGUUUACGGACCAUAAUGCAAGAGUUUGCUCAAUUCUAUGAAACAUACCGAGCCAAAGUCAAAGUCGAUCCUUAUUGGUUAGAAAAAGCAAUAAUCAGUACCCCGACAUGGUGGGAUAGCCCUAGGAAGUAUCGGCGCGCGUUAAGGCCUCAGAUACGUGCGAUUAUGUCUUCAAGCUCAUUAGAUAGCGAUAACGAUGACAAUGACAAAGAUUCAGACGAUGAAAACACGUAUCGUAAGGUUUCAGACGAUAGAAAUCGAUACCAUAAGAAGACAUACAGUGACGAUGAUAACGAUAACGGUGCCUAUAGUGAAGAUGAUGAUGACUAUUAAAAGAAUGUGACGGGUUUUGAGUCGAUGAAUCGGGUUGUUUCGCAAAAUAUGUAAGAAAAAGAUUGCGAACAAAUACUUGGCUUUCGGUUUCCGAUAGCAAACUUUGUGAUCUCCCUUAUUUUUGUCUCCAUUUAAUGUUUGUAGCCGAUCAUUGGAUUCA